AAGGGUUCUCAAGACACAAAGUUCUAUGCGAAUUGUGAAGAGGAAGUAAUUACUUCCCUUGAAGAGGAUGGGUUUGAGGAAAGGAGGACCGCCAAGCCAAGCUUCAUGAAUCCACCUCUGCUUUGGGAUUCCACUGCUCCAACAUGAUGAUUCUGCAGUAUCUCCUCCCAAGGAACUACUCCUUUCUGGAACUGCAAAGUCUAAAGGUCCAGAGCUCUGCCUACUUUUAUCUUUCUGCAUUAGCACCCAGUGCCCAAGUCUGGAAAUCCAAAAACCAUGGAUGGGCAGUAUGGAAGGGUCUCUUAGGGUUGCUGGGCGCUGCUGCAGUCAUUACCAUCAUAACUGUUCCAGUGGUUUUGCUGACCAAAAAAAAAGACGGAACUGAUCAUCGGAAAACCUAUUCCUUGAAUGAUUAUUUAAAAAACACUUAUCGGAUAAAGUCCUACCCUAUAAGGUGGAUUUCAGAUUCUGAAUAUCUUCAAAAAAUUGACAACAAUAUUUUGGUGUUUGAUGUUGAGUUGGAUGGCAAUCAUACUGUCGUGGAUAGCAACACCUUAGAUAAUCUUGGGUAUGUCAUAAGUGAUUAUUCUGUCUCUCCUGACCGGGAAUAUGUACUUUUUGAGUACAAUUAUGAUGAGACUUGGAGACAUUCAUAUACAGCUUCGUAUGACAUUUAUAAUGUAACAACAAGAAAGCUCAUUAAAGAAAAUAAAAUCCCUAAUGUCACACAGAGCAUCUCCUGGUCACCAGUUGGCCACAAACUGGCAUAUGUUUGGAAUAAUGAUGUUUAUAUAAAAACUGAACCACAUUUGUCAGCUGUGAGGAUCACUCAUAAUGGAAAACAAAAUGUUAUAUUUAAUGGAAUAACUGACUGGGUUUAUGAAGAGGAAGUCUUUAGUGCUCACUCCGCUAUGUGGUGGUCUCCAGACGGCACUUUUCUAGCAUAUGCCCAAUUUAAUGAUACAAAAGUUCCUCUCAUGGAAUACUCCUUCUAUUUUGAUGAAUCAUUCCAGUACCCGAAGACUAUUCAGCUUCCAUAUCCAAAGGCUGGAGCACCAAAUCCAACUGUAAAACUAUUUAUCGUUGAUACAAGAACCAUCAAUGAAACACAUGAAACUUCAGUACAGAUUAUAGCUCCUGAUUCUAUAUUAACAGGUGAUCACUAUUUGUGUGAUGUGACAUGGGUGAAUGGGGAAAGGAUUUCUCUUCAGUGGCUCAGAAGGAUUCAGAAUUAUUCGGUCAUGGAUUUUUGUGAUUUCCAGAAGGAUUCGGGAAAAUGGGAUUGUCCGGUGGAUCUACAAAAGAUUGAAACAAGUUCUUCUGGUUGGGUUGGAAGAUUUAGGCCUUCAGAACCUUACUUUGCAGCAGAUAAUCAUAGCUAUUACAAGAUUGUCAGCGAUGACCAUGGCUAUAAACACAUUUGUCAUUUUGAUAUUAACACGAAACAAAAAAAAUUUGUUACAGAAGGAAAAUGGGAAGUAAUUCAGAUAGAAGCUCUCACUGAUGAUUAUCUAUACUACAUCAGUAAUGAACACAAGGAUAUGCCAGGAGGAAGAAACCUUUAUAGAGUUGGUCAUAAUGGAACAAAGAAAUGCAUUACCUGUGAAUUUGAUUCAGAAAGGUGUCAGUAUGUUUCAGUAUCAUUUAGCCACAAGGCAAAGUAUUAUCAACUAAAAUGUUCAGGCCCUGGCCUUCCUCUUUACACUCUACACAGAACUAGCGAUUUUACAGUUCUUAAAGAGCAGGAAAACAACACAGAAUUGAAUAAUAUGUUGAAGGAAGUCCAGAUGCCCACAAAAGAAAUUAACUUCCUUAUGAUGAAUAAUACAAAGUUUUGGUACCAGAUGAUUUUGCCUCCACAUUUUGAUAAAUCCAAGAAAUACCCUCUCCUAAUUGAUGUAUAUGCAGGACCUUGUAGUCAAAAAGUUGAUACUACCUUCAGACUCAGCUGGUCUACUUAUUUGGCUAGCACGGAGAAUAUUAUAGUUGCUAGCUUUGAUGGCAGAGGAAGUGGCUAUCAGGGUGACAAAAUCAUGCAUGCAAUUAAUCGGAGAUUGGGAACAUUUGAAGUAGAAGAUCAAAUUGAGGCAGCCAGACAAUUUUCCAAAAUGAACUUUGUGGAUGAAAAACGAAUUGCAAUUUGGGGCUGGUCCUAUGGCGGCUAUGUCACCUCAAUGGUCUUAGGAUCUGGCAGUGGUGUCUUCAAAUGUGGAAUAGCUGUAGCACCUGUAUCAAGAUGGGAUUAUUAUGACUCAGUCUACACAGAGCGCUACAUGGGACUUCCAACCCCAGAAGACAAUCUUGAUAGCUACAGGAAUUCAACAGUCAUGAGCAGAGCUGAAAAUUUUAAACAAGUUGAGUACCUCCUUAUUCAUGGAACAGCAGAUGAUAAUGUUCAUUUUCAGCAGUCAGCCCAGAUCUCCAAAGCCCUCGUCGAGGCCGGUGUGGAUUUCCAGGCAAUGUGGUACACAGAUGAAAAUCAUAGCAUUGGGAGCAACGCAGCACACCAACAUAUAUAUACUCACAUGAGCCACUUCCUAAAACAGUGCUUUCAUCUCUCUUAGCACCCAAGUGUCUCACUCUGUAUUUCUUUUUUAGCUUAUUAAAUAGCUAUUUUUUUUCUCAUUACCCAAAACUGUACUGUGUCAGUAUAACUAUCUUGGGGAAAAUAAACUCAAAUCAAGAAAUGUAA
Molecule: messenger RNA, 2692 nt
Organism: Monodelphis domestica (gray short-tailed opossum)
Lineage: Eukaryota; Metazoa; Chordata; Mammalia; Didelphimorphia; Didelphidae
Gene: DPP4
Product: dipeptidyl peptidase 4
Biological process (GO): proteolysis
Cellular component (GO): plasma membrane
Molecular function (GO): serine-type endopeptidase activity; dipeptidyl-peptidase activity
Source: RefSeq, a predicted model, not a curated record